This is a messenger RNA of Effrenium voratum, 1633 nucleotides long. The record is from the annotation of a GenBank genome assembly. Lineage: Eukaryota; Dinophyceae; Suessiales; Symbiodiniaceae.
CGAGUCCUUGAACCGACGCGAUAGGCGUUCCCAUAGUCGAGUAUCCGCGGAAACCGCGGCCGCAUUUGAGGUGUCAUGGCUGGCGAGGCGCCGGCGUUGCUGAAGGCAAUGACCAUGGCCUCCACCCAGGCGGACUUGGAGGCGCCGCCGGAAGCCCUGCCGCUGGACGACCGCCGCAUGGUGGCCGCCAUGAGGGUGCUGGGGUGCACAGUGGAGGAGCUCACGGCUCCGAACCCGCCGCCCCCAGCUCCUCGGAGGGAUGACCGCAGCCCGCGGAAGGUGGUGCCCGUGUCUCCGAACUCGAUGACUCGGCGCCAAGACUUCUGGGAGCGCAAGCAGCGGAGCCUCCUCCACGAAGUGGAGGAGCUAGCCAGAACCAUGAAGGAGCAGAAGGUCGCCGAAAUCCUGGCAGAGGAGGUGGAUGACUGGAAUGAGAACGCGCUGGACCCCACCUCAAAGUUGCGGGAGAUCAAGGAGCGCUCCCAGGCUGAGAUCCAGCGCGCCGUGGACUCCGAGCGCUACAAGAUGCAGAAGAUCCAGGAGUGUGCCGAGCGGCACGACAAAAUGAUCAAGCAGGUUGCCGCCAAGAAGGCAGAGGCCCACGAGACCUUGCUGGAGACCAUGCAGGCUCGGCAGGCCAAGCGAGACAAACAGGGAGAAGCGCUGAAGAAAGAGGUCCUCGUACAGAAGCAGGAUCAGAGGAAGGUGAUGAAAAAACUCCACGAGUCCUUCAAGAAGGUGGAGGAGCACCAGCAAGAGACCUUGGAGAAAUGGGAGCAGGUGAAAGAGGUGCGGCACGAGAAGAUCCAGCUCGUGCACGAGCGCCGGGAGCACUUCCUGAUCAGGGAACAGGAGGACUUGGUGGAGAAGUACCUGGAAAAGGAGCAGUACAUCGAGGAGCGACUGGCCGCCAAGCGCGAGAAGGAGAGGCAGCGAGCUCUCAAGGGCGAGGAGGAGUACUUGGAGAAGUUGGAGAAGUCGCUGCGCCUGAUCGAGGCGGAGCAGCAGAAGAAAGAGGCAGACUUCCAGGAAGCGCUGGAGAGGCAAAGGAAGGGCCGGGAGAAGGUGCAAAGGGCCAAGGAGGAAAAGACGAUCGAGGUCCACGAGGCCCUCGAGAAGCGCUUCGAGAAGCGAGAUGCGGUCUUAGGCAUCGAGCGGAAGAACAAGCUGGUGAAGAAGCGAGAGACCAUCGCCAAGCUCAAGACGGUCCUGGGGCCCCAGUCGCCCAAUAGGAUGGCAUAUAUUGAGGGCGAGAGCCGCCGGAGGAUUGAGCAGCGAGAGGUCAUCGAUGAGCUGGUGCAGCAGAACCGGGAGCGGAAUCACCGUGCCGAGGACUUCACCCGGGAACUGCUUCUGGCGAGGAUUGAGGAGAACAACGCCAAGGUGGACAGACGGCAAGAGGAGAAGAUGCUGAUGCUGAAUCAGCGCGCGGCGGUGCUGAAGGAGGCCAUGUGCGAGAAGGCGCGGGUCCACGACGAGCUGCGCACCAUGAAGGUCAUUCCUGCCCCACCUCGUGAAAGCGAGGAGAAGGAGAAGGAAGCAAAGUGAGCCCGUCUGCUCCAAGGUGAGAAUUGCUUCAAUCCUGGCGCGCAGAAAGAGAUGAGGUCAAUCCAAGGGAGUCCUGAUCAGUGCA